Messenger RNA from Meloidogyne enterolobii, 717 nucleotides. The record is from the annotation of a GenBank genome assembly. Lineage: Eukaryota; Metazoa; Nematoda; Chromadorea; Rhabditida; Meloidogynidae.
AUGCCGAAAAUUUUAUAUUUAAUUAAAAUUCAUAAAAUACAGUUAACUACAACAAAAAUGGUCGAAGAAUCUUUUGACUGUGAAUUUGACCGUUAUAUUCCUGAUCCAAGUAAACUUGGAGAUGGAAGUCAAAGAGAGGGGCAAAAACGAGUUUUUGAAUUAAAAGAUGGCGCAACACUGUCAAAUUGUAUAAUUGGGAUAAAAGCUGGCGCUAAAGGCUCUGCUGACGGAAUUAGAUGUAUGGGCAGCUGUAAUAUAAACAAUGUUUGGUCUGAGGCUGUCGGGGAAGACGCUAUUACUUUUUAUGGUAAAAAUAAAAAUUCAAUUUAUCGCGUAAAUGGCGGUGGUGCCCGAAAUGCAAAAGAUAAAGUUUUUCAAUUUGAUGGAAUGGGAACUGCAUUUAUUGAAGAUUAUUAUGUAGAAAAUUAUGUCCGCCUAUUUCGUUGUUGUGGAAAUUGUAAAACACAAUAUCAACGUCAUGUAGUCAUUUCUAAUCUGACAGCAAUUAAUGGCACUCCUGGCCAAUUUAUUGUCGGAAUAAAUUCAAAUUAUGGAGAUACUGCCAAAUUAAGUGGAAUUAAAUAUAACACUCCUGGUGUUCAUAUUUGUAAACGUUUUAACGGGGUUACUGGUGGUGAGGCAAAAUCUAGCGGAACUGGGCCUGAUGGAAAGAAUUGUCUGUAUAAUGAGAAAGAUGUUACUUUAAUUAAAAAAUAA